Messenger RNA from Arthroderma uncinatum, 1671 nucleotides. RefSeq names its product phosphatidylinositol N-acetylglucosaminyltransferase subunit C. The coding region runs from base 1 to 1671 and encodes 556 amino acids. Gene Ontology annotation, biological process: GPI anchor biosynthetic process. Gene Ontology annotation, cellular component: glycosylphosphatidylinositol-N-acetylglucosaminyltransferase (GPI-GnT) complex; membrane. The record is from RefSeq and is a predicted model, not a curated record. The transcript is spliced from 3 exons. Lineage: Eukaryota; Fungi; Ascomycota; Eurotiomycetes; Onygenales; Arthrodermataceae.
AUGGCCAGCAACCGCCCAUCUCCCCAGUCGUCUCCAUCUCUGGGGCCGCAAUCGAGAUCGCAACCGCAAAACUCGCCCCGAACCCUCGCUGCGCCAAUCCCACCUCCCGUCCCAGUCGAAACACAUCCGAACCGCGCAGGCUUAAAGGCUCGACCUGUCCGUGUCCUAUCGCCGGAUCCCAGCCGGCUCGCGCCUGAAGACGCCUAUUUCACAUCGCCCCCUAGGCUACGGCCGGGGAAUGUAUCUGGUGGAAGGCGAGAUGGCGGUAAUAACACCAAUGAUACGGCACGGCUACUUAAUCGAAGCGUUGCGACUCCGGCAGCGGUCGCGGCGUUGAGGAUUCCGCCUGCUGUGCCUGGGUUGGAGUCGAAGCCCGCCAGGGAUCGAAAUCGGAGUCGAAGGAAGCGGAAAGGACAGUGGAAGAAGCUUCUAUGGGUUAAGCAGUCUUACCCUGAUAAUUAUACGGACACGGAGACUUUCCUCGAUCACCUACAACGCAACCCUCGCCUUCAACCGUAUGACUUUUGGCCGCUGGUUGCGGAUUUCACCGUCAUUGAACGCGUCAACCCUAUAUCUGUCGUCAGCUGCGGAAGCAUCUGCACCAUCCUCGGCUGGGUAGUCUGGGACUACUGGGUUGCAAAGGAUGGAAUGGAAGCCGCAGAGGCUAUGGAGGCUAUGCAGCUACUGAAAUCAAGCGAACGGUCUAGCGCGGCUACUCGUAACCACUCUAACUCGAGCUGCAGUAACCCGGAGAGCUUGGAUGGGAAGGAGAAUGGUGUGAAUGAUGGCCUUGGAUUGUCUCUGGAUUCAUCUAGUAUUGACAGCCUUCCAAGCAGAGAAGGCUCAGAUUCUGGCUCUGGCACCCGCUCUCAUUCCCUCAGCACUUCCGCAACGUCUUUGCAUUCCGAGCAAUCUACUCAUCUAUCGCUCUCUCCCGAAUCGAUGAAUGCAGCAGACUGUCCACUCAACUCCAAGGCCGACGUCUCCAGUAUCAAACCAUCCGGCGUAACUACGCCAGUGUCUCCCUUGCCUGCACACUCACCAACAGCUGCAUUCAUCGCUUCACGACACCGCCAGAUGUUCACCACCGUUAAAUCCGCACUAUUAAUAUUCUGUACCCUCCGUGGCCUUAGCCCGAUACUCAAAUCGCUCACCAAGUCGACAACUAGCGACUCCAUCUGGGCCAUGAGUUGCUGGCUAAUGGCCAUCAACAUCUUCUUCUUUGAUUACGGGUCGGGUGAAAAGAAUAUUCCGGUAGGCGGAGCCGCUACCGCUAACUUCCCUGCCUCACUCUCCACCAAUGCAGCACUCAUGGCAUCUACCGUGCUUGCGUCACGCCUCAAAUCCACCUCACACGUCUUUAGCCUUACGCUCUUCUCAAUCGAAGUGUUUGGCCUCUUCCCCGUGUUUCGUCGCUAUUUACGAUCCUACUCGUGGCGCGGCCAUGUUGCUUUAACUGUCUCACUGGUCAUUGCUGCCAGUGCUUCUGUCGGCAUCACGCUCCGAGGCGGCCUGGCCGGUGCGAUCAUAGGAAUCCUUUUUGGCUGCCCGUCAACGGCGUUGAUAAUGGGCAGCUGCAGCUGGUGGCUGAUCAGCCUGCAAAGGUAUAAAAAUGUUGUCAUCGGACCCUGGGACCCGGCAAAGCCAAUUAUACGACGGCACUGGGACUGA